CUCCUGCUGUGGUUCGGGAGGGGAAGGUUUAACCACGGCCCCCAAGCCUUCAGGGAGGACCCUCACUGCCCCCAUUGGGGCUCAGCUGAGAGCUGGGCCGACCCUGUGGGAUGUGUUGUGCCAGCAUUGGUGUUUGGGCAAGGAUUCCUGCUUGAAAGGAGCAGAAAGCAGUGAGCUGACAGCAGCACCAUGCAUGAGCUCAACGAAAGCAGCUUCGACCCCAUCACCUUCGUCCUGACCGGCAUCCCGGGCAUGGAGGAGUCCCACAUCUGGAUCUCUGUCCCUUUCUGCCUGAUGUACAUCACUGCACUGUUCAGCAACUCCGUCCUGCUCUUCGUCAUCGCCACGGAGCGCAGCCUCCACGAGCCCAUGUACCUCUUCCUCGCCAUGCUGGCUGUGUCCGACCUGAUGCUUUCGACCACGACGGUGCCCAAAAUGCUGGCGAUCUUCUGGUUCAGCGCCCGAGAAAUUUCCUUCGACGCCUGCAUCACUCAGAUGUUCUUCACCCACUUCAGCUUCAUCGUGGAGUCGUCCGUCCUGCUGGCCAUGGCCUUCGACCGCUACGUGGCCGUGUGCGACCCGCUGCGCUACCCUUCCACGCUGACGCCCUCGGUGAUCGGGAAGAUCGCGCUGAGCGCCGUGCUCCGGGGCUUCUGCAUCAUGUUCCCUCCCAUCUUCCUGCUGAAACGGCUGCCCUACUGCGGGCACAACGUCAUGCCCCACACCUACUGCGAGCACAUGGGCAUCGCCCGCCUGGCCUGCGCCGACAUCAGGGCCAACGUGUGGUACGGGCUGACCACGGCGCUGCUGUCCUCCGGGCUGGACGUGGUGCUCAUCGCCGUCUCCUACGGGCUCAUCCUCAGGACCGUCUUCCAGCUGCCGUCCCCCGAGGCUCGCCUCAAAACCCUGAGCACCUGCGGCUCCCACCUCUGCGUCAUCCUCAUGUUCUACACGCCCGCCUUCUUCUCCUUCCUCACGCACCGCUUUGGCCACAGCAUCCCAGGCCACGUCCACAUCCUGUUGGCCAACCUCUACGUCGUGGUCCCACCGAUGCUCAACCCCAUCGUGUACGGGACCUGUUGUACCAAUCAUGCUGUGUUCUGCCUGAAGCUGGUGGCAAUCCGCCUCCAUGCAACGAUGCAGAGUGAGCACCAGAUGUAUCUGGAGCUUCUCAGUCCCCUGGAAGCAUCUCAGCCAUGGCUCUGUCUGCUUCCAUCGUGGAGGGAAGCACAGCAGUCCUUCCAUCUGGAGCUCUGCAUAGCAUUCCUUAGCAGUGCCAGGAGCCGGGAUGCUCUGCUCCGUGUCAGCCGUGAGACCCAUGGAACAGCGCUGUGUGGUGGAGCCAAGGGCGCGAGACGGGCAGGAUGAGAUGGACAGGGAUGCAGCUACACAACCCCGCUCCGUUCCGGGCCUCCCAGUGACACUGCUGCAAGUUCAAGAGAAGAGAGAAAGAGAUCCACAGUUUCAGAAUUAAAAAGAAAACAAAAAAACAGUAAUAAUUCGCGGCACUUUCAGCACAUUUCUUUUUUUCUUUGCGGUUUUAUUUUGUUGUGUGUGCUUUUGUCAAAGCUGGGAAGCCCGUGAGAGGCGGAGCGGAAAUGAAGGUCUGUUCACUCAGGGCUGUUUGCUUAGCAGUGAUAACAGAGCUGGUGGAAAUGCUGCUCGAACUGCUGUUCCCAAAGCAUUUUUGUAUCUCUCUUAGCAAAGAGUAUUUAUGGAGAGCAGCCCACGUGAUCUCUGAUAGGACGCUGCACUAUAUCAAAAGCAACAGGUCGGGAGAGCAAUCUGGUGUAGCCAUAGCACGAAUAAAUACAUUCAGCUGCAAUGAGAUGCUUUGGGGUUUUCAGGGCUGUCACAGCAGCCUGGAGGUUGGGGUGAGAAUCUGGAUGCUUGUGCCUGCAGGAGGCUUUGCGGGGUCCCCCCAGCCCUGCCCAAAGCACGAGCUGGUUGACAAACCCUUCUGCUGCAGAGGUUUCUCCCAGAAGGUUUCUGAGCAGCUCGAGUGGCAGCCGACCCGCCGUACAGAUUCACUACUGCAAGGCAGUUCAGCUCCAUGGAGUCCCAGCUCUGUGGUUAUUUUUGCUGUCUUGUCUGCUUCCCCUUCUGUUGCCUCUCCUUGUUGUUGAUCUGCAGGGUGUGCUCACCUUUAAGCACGGCAGCAGUUUGGCCACACGUGGCUGUGCUCAGGGCACGCGAGUUGGAGCCUGCUGCUGGGAAUGGCCCCUCUUAUCACUGCCCAUCCUGGAGUUAGGGAGCAGUGGGAGCACGCUCAGCGGGAGCUGCACAGGUGAGAAACAAAGCAAUAGACCCGGCUUCAAAGUGCUUCCAAACCAAGUACUGGAAAAUGCAUAGAGAACAACGAUAACAGGGCACUGGAGCAGCUUGCCCAGCACCGUGGAUGCCCCCUGCCUGGAGGCAUUCAAGGCCAGGCUGGGUGGGCUGUGAGCAACCUGAUGUGGAGGGAGGUG
Centrocercus urophasianus (Greater sage-grouse) is the source of this 2468-nucleotide messenger RNA. Its product is annotated as olfactory receptor 52B2-like. Gene Ontology annotation, molecular function: olfactory receptor activity; G protein-coupled receptor activity. The record is from RefSeq and is a predicted model, not a curated record. Lineage: Eukaryota; Metazoa; Chordata; Aves; Galliformes; Phasianidae. Gene Ontology annotation, biological process: G protein-coupled receptor signaling pathway. Gene Ontology annotation, cellular component: membrane. Bases 190 to 1368 code for a protein of 392 amino acids. The transcript is spliced from 4 exons.